Molecule: messenger RNA, 3318 nt
Organism: Rotaria sp. Silwood1
Lineage: Eukaryota; Metazoa; Rotifera; Eurotatoria; Philodinida; Philodinidae
Source: the annotation of a GenBank genome assembly
AUGGCAACUACCUCAGAAAAUGUUACAGAUAAGGAUAUAUGUCAUGUUUACGGUGAUCCGCAUGUUAUUCGUUUCUCACAACAACCAAAAGUAUUACAAAACCAAUAUUGGUGUAAAAUAUCAGGUGUACAUCGUAUUCUUAAAAAUGAGUAUAUUGAAAUAAUAGUUUUAAUCCCUAGACGAACCUGGUUGAUAGAUGAAUUUAUUAUAAUGUUUUUCAAAGACAAUGAAACAUUAUGUACAAUUAAUAAUAAUGAACAGCGUUGUGACAGUCCAGAAUUCAAAGUAACUCGUCCAAGUCUAUCACAAGUUGAUAUUUUAUAUCUAACUCCUCGAAUACAUAUUUCGAUUGUUCCACAUCAAUAUGAAUUACAAUGGUAUGAUAUAAGCGUCCGUAUGACUUAUGAACUAAUACAAAGAUCAAGUGGUCUUUGUAUUAUACCAUCCAGUGAGAUUUGUGAAAUUGAAAAUAGUAUUGAACAAGAAAAAAAUAAUAUUAAUCCGUUGUCCAAAUCAAUAUGUAUGCAGUACUUAGCAGCAAGCAUUCAAGCAUCUAAUGAGUUAGGCCUUUUUAAUGAUCCAGAUAGAUAUAAUAAUGCUUUGAUCGCAUGUAUUCAUGAUUAUCAAACAACAGGAAAUAAAAAUUUUGGUGCAAGUAUAGUGCAUAUGAUUAUUAAAUAUGGAAUUCAUAGACAGCAGCUUGAAGAUUUAGAAUUUGAUUUACAAACAAAUAAAAGCAUGAGCAUAAUCAGUAACGCUGUGAUUAAUGCAAAUAUUCAAGCAGACAUUCUUCUUGCCAUGACGACACAAACAUCAGUAAAAGAUACAACAACUGACGGCAAAUUAUCAUCGACUAGUAAUGUAAUCACAUCUACAUCCACCAUUCGUACAACUACUGAAUCUACUGCCGAUCGAUGCUACUUUUGUUCGAUUUGUCCGCAACCCUUCCGACCAGACGGUGAUUACGUCAGCACUACUGCUUCAGCUACGGGUUGGUGUGUUACAAAGAGUACUACGAAUGAGAGUGAUAGUACCUAUGAACUAGGCGUUGCUUAUGAAGGUCUUUGCCACAAUGUAGGAUGCUUGUGGACUGAAGCCGAUGGAGUUCUCGAAUGGGCUCUCUGUUUAAUUGGUUUAAUUAAUUCAAUUUUCGGAUACAGUUCUCGAACUGGUACAAAUGAAACUAAUCUUGGUGUACAAUUGGGCCAAAGUAUUAUUUCAAUAGCUUUCUACAGCUUUGGUAUAAUUGUCGCUUAUCGAUAUUCUCAAAUAGGUUUACGAGUGUUUGCUUGGCUAGGCAUAGUUUCACUGAUCGGUCUUGGUAUUAUAGUUGUGGUUCUCUUGCUUUUUAGCAUUUUAGCUGUAACUGCCGGAAGCGUAGCUAAUGAUGGUGUAAAUACGGCUCUUAUGAUUGGUGCAUCAACUGCCGCUUUAAUCCUUGUUUUUGUUAUAAUUUUUGCCUUUAUUCUUACAGUAAGUAAUUUAUCUCCUUCAUUUCUACUGAUGCAAUACUUCUUUUACAUUACAGAUUAUCAUUGUAAAAUUUGCUUUCAAAUUGGCCAGACUUAUUGAUACCAAGCAAACUGUAGUCAUACAACAAAUCUAAUUUUUUGUUUAUUCAGUAGUUUAAUCAUAUUUUCUUGCAUUCAACUUUUUAUUGAUUUUGAUCUUAUUUAUUUCUUUAUUAUUUCUUCCUCGCCUAGAAAUCUAAAAAUAAAUUUUAAAAAUCUUUUCUUUGUUCAUAUUUUGCUGAAUACAACAAUUAUUUAUACUAUUAAAUGUUAGAUGACAAAUAUAUUUCACUUAAACUUACUAAUUAGAAGAAAUAUAACUUAAACUAUUAUCGUACUUUAUUGACAUAAUGUGUAUAACUCCUGCAAUGACAAUACUAAACGGAUCGAUUCAUUGUGAUAAUAAAAGCCUAUUAGAAUCAUGGUAUUACGAUACUUUCAUCUUUAUCUUCAGACUAUUUGUUUAUUACAUAAACAUAUAUAUGUAUACUGUUGUCAUGAAUACGAGUAGCAUUACUGUCUUCCUCGAUGACAAUAUUCAUUAGAAUAGAGUAGAUCUCGAUUGCAUUGCUAUUCUUUGUUUUUUUGUAGUUUUUAUUAUAAUAUAUUGUUUAUUUCUAAACAUAUUAUAUAUAACGAGAUUUGAUAAGACAAUAUUGUUAAUUUUAUUUUCUGUAUUAUACUUUUGUUUCUCGUUCUCUUUCUUGUUCAUUUAUCAAUAUCUAGAUACUUUUUGCAGUUCACAUAUGUGUAUUGCAUGUUGAUAUAAAAUCAAUUCAUAAGAUCCGUUGUUAACAUAGUCAGUCUGAAAUUACUGUGAAUGUCAACUAUCUAUAGAAUAGACCUCCAGUAAUUUUUGAUUACAACAUUGCAUUAAUUUUCAACAGAAGAAAUUAACAAUGCAUGUCGUCAAUAUAUUAUCAUAUUUUAAAUUUCAUGUGUAUUAUGACCGAUUAUAAUGAGAACUCUAGAAAUUUUCUUAAUUACGAUCCAGAUGUGAAUGUAUAUUGUAGUAGAAACAAACAUCUUGUUUUUUUUUCUAAAACAUAUUUUCUGCUUUAUACCUUAUAUGUGAUUCCCAAUAAAUGUAUUGGAAGAUGGAGCGCAUUUCAUACUUUCUCGCUUUCUAUGAUGUAAUUAAAUAUAAACGAUGUGUCAUCAUAAAAUCUACAAAAAAAAAACAAAGCGAAGAAACUCAAUUAAGGUCUACUGUAUAUCAUAUUUCCAAUUACAUCUAUCUCAAGCACAAUACACCCUUGUGUAGCAUAGAGAUAGGCACAAGAAUAUAUAGUAGAGGAAGAAAGAAGUGGCAACCAUGAAAUUUUUUGACAAAAAUUUUGAGUAAUUGAAUUCAACAUUUGGAAUCAACAUAUGAAAAAAAGACUUGGAGAAAAAAAUGCCAUGACUACAGUAUCAUUUUAUUUAACAUUUAGCCGUAGUCUAGAUUUCCUUCAGAAACAGGAUAGUGAGAUCUUCUGAAACAAAGUGAAAGUUUCUGAAUACUUUCUAAUGUUCUGAUUUUCGUAUUUUCUACUGGAUUUAUCUGGUUUUCCUCCGAAUUCUAACUGUUUUUGAUCGCAAUUUCCUUAGUGGGAAAAAAUAUACUUAUAACUUGUCACUACCAUGAUGUUCAAUUUAAAAUAAGAAUGAAUAGUAAUUAUUCUUGGGAACAAUUUUAUAUACAUAUGUGAAUUAAAACACGAUUGUUAAAGAUAAAUUGAAAAAUAGUAAAUAUGAACGAUGAUAUCGAAUCGAUAGUAUAUGAAUUAUUUUUUCUUUCGUAAAAUUUCUUACCUAUAUUAAUAUA